AUUGUGUACAUUCUGCAGAGUAAAACAUGGCGUCAGGCGGUUAGCCACUUAGCAUGAUAUAGGCGAGUUUUUAAUAAAUAUUGUCUUUUUAUUCACAUGAUUACAUUAGUUGAUGUGAUCUGGUGGAGUUUAUAAAUAGUCUCAGUCAGUUUGGGUUGAAAUAGUGAUGUUUUAUUACCGGGGCGUGUUUCUUUGCCGGCGCUAACGCUGACAGUUAGCUCGUUAGCUCCGCCGGAGCCCCGGUGAGUCAUGACGGAGGCGGAGGAGCUGCGGCCGGUUCCCCGGGAGAGAGCCAUCCUGGAGAGUUUCUUCACUCAGGUCGGUCUGUUCUCGUUCGACCGCGCGAAAGAUUAUGUGGAGAAGGAGAAGGACAACAGUAAAAGUGCCGGGGCGAUGUGGGCCGCGCUGCUGGCCGCUCUGGCUCACCUGUCCGCCGCAGAGAAGGCGUAUCACCACAUGACCUUCCUGGGACAGAAGAUGGGAGGUCAGUCCUUCUUCAGCCGUAAAGACUCCAUCCGCACCAUCUACACCUCCCUCUACAACGAGCUGCGGAAGGUGGCGACCGCGGGACGCCACAGCCAGCCAGGCUCCGCCUCCUCGUACCUGGAGGACCUGCUGUCGCACCUGUCGGAGCAGCUGUGCCACUUCACGCAGGCGCGCAUGGAGAUGGCCGACCUGUACGAGAAGAUGCACUCGCUGGGGAGCCAGAAGAACGUCAACUCGGACGAGCUGAUCGCCGCCCUGGAGGCCGUGCUGCAGAAGUACAGCUCCAAGUUCCAUCAUCCGAUCCUGGGCCGUGUGGAGGAAAGUUUCCAGACCGAAGUGGACGUGGUCACUCAGUUGCUGCGCUGCCAGGCUCAGGUGUCCGAGUGGCACUUCCUGUCGGCGCUGCUCAGCCUCCACGGCGCCAACACCAAGCUGGCGGCGUGGGGUCAACUCUUCCAGCGGCAGAAAGAGAUGCGCAAGAAUCUGUUCGGAGGUCAGUCCCAGAAGGCCGUGCAGCCGCCGCACCUGUACGUGUGGCUGCAGCGUUUCCAGGCGGCGCUGCUCGCCAAGUUCAGCUUCUACUUCCACGAGGCCCUGAGUCGACAGACGGCGCCGGCCGACAUGAAGGCCCUGACGGCGCGCACCGCGCCGGACUACCACGGCAAGAUCUGCUCCUUCAUACGCAAACACGACGCCAACAACGUGUCGCUGGUGUUCGACAACCGCGGCUCGGAGAGUUUCCAGGGCCACGGCUACCACCACCCGCACCUGUACCGCGAGGCGCCGAAGGGCGUGGAGCAGUUCCCCGCCGUGGUGUCGCUGCCGUCCGGGGAGCGGCCGCUCACGCACUGGCCCAACGUCAUCAUGAUGAUGGGAGACCGCGGCGCCGAGCUCAACACCCUGGACAAGGUGGUGCACUUCUACGACGACAAAGUCCAGAGCACGUACUACCUGACGCGGCCGGAGCCGCACUUCACGCUGGUCGUCAUCUUCGACGGCAAGAAGUCGGAGAAGGACCUGCACAUCACCGGGUUCCUGCAGGAGAUUUCAGGCUCGCUGCGGAACUCCAAACCCUUCAGCACGCUCAAGCCGGGGUCAAAGGGCUGAGACCAGAAUCUGGAGAUUGUGAAUUAUUUCUUUCCAGCUGAUCGACUUUGCCAAAUGUGUUCCAGACCAAAGUGAUUUUAUUUCAUCAGCAUGUUAGAGCCUUUAUUUUAAAUUCAUUUCAGUUUUUAAUUCUUUUUUUUUUUUUUGCACUAACUACUGUUUUAACAUGUUAACGUCUUAAUUUUAAAAAGUUUAUUUGUGAUUAAAAUAAAGUUUUCUCAUCAUUGCCUC
Molecule: messenger RNA, 1824 nt
Organism: Solea senegalensis (Senegalese sole)
Lineage: Eukaryota; Metazoa; Chordata; Actinopteri; Pleuronectiformes; Soleidae
Gene: kics2
Product: KICSTOR subunit 2
Exons: 3
Coding region: 250-1593 (447 amino acids)
Biological process (GO): protein localization to lysosome; negative regulation of TORC1 signaling; cellular response to glucose starvation
Cellular component (GO): KICSTOR complex
Source: RefSeq, a predicted model, not a curated record